AUGGCUGCUAACACGGUGUACAGGUCAGACACAGCCGGUGUAGCAUCGGUGCAUACGGCGAACACAGGGGCGACGAUAGAUGGCGGACAUAGCUACGAAACACAAGCCCACCAUCCGUCGCAGCUGUCCUUUGCGGCCUCGUCGAUGCAGCUGUCAUCGACGCAAGUGGACCUCACAGAGAUUGAUGGUGGUCUGGCAAUGCUGUUGGAACGGUCUCGGCAGAGCCUAAACUCUUGCAAGGAAACGGUUUCUUUCCUGAAGAAUCGGUCCAAGGUCGAGGAGGAUUACGGACGAAGCCUACAAAAGGUCGCGCAGCACACACUAAAGAUGAUGGACCGCUCAGGAGCCGGGCAAAGCACGCAGUACGCGGCCUGGCAGCGCCUGGUGGAAGUACACGAAACACUUGCGUCGAACCGCAUGAAGUUUUCAAUAACCCUUUCCGAGAUGUCCGACUACCUGGGCAACUACGUCAAGACCAAAGAGGGCGUGCGCCGGCGCUUGAAGGAGACCGAGCAAAAGUACCAGAAGGCCAUCGAGGACACGGAGGUGCUGCUGGAGAAGGCGCGCGUGAAAUACGAGAUGCAAUGCGUGGAGUGGGAGAAGCUUUUGGUCAGAAGCAGCAAAAACGAUGCUCCCGGCGGAGGCGGGGGAGGGGGGCCAUCGUCGGCACUGUCAAAGACCAAAAACGUGGGCAAUGCAGUUUCGGGCAUUUUCAGCAAGCACAAGGGGACGACACCAGAGUCUCUUGAGCGAAUGGGGCAGGAGGCCGGGGUUAAGGCCAAGAUGGCCAACGAGGCGUACAAGCGGCUCUUGCACCAGACCAACGCGAUGCGAAGGGAUUUCUACGAUGCGCAGCUGCCCAAAAUUUUGGCCAGCGUCAUGGGGCUCAUUGAGGAGGUCGACCAGUUCCUCAAGUUUAGCCUGGGAAAGUACGCGUACACGUACGAGUCGGCGGUGCUGGCAGAUGCCAUUACGCUCAAGCCCAUGGACGGUAGUGGCGUCGGCAUGGUCGAGAUGGUUGGUGAUAUCGACUCCAAGGCUGAUCUGGACGCGUACUUGCAGGCGACAGCCAAGUCCGGCGGCCGCAUUAACCGCGCGAGCAUCCCAUACAGAGAGUACGAGAUGUCGUCGGUGGCGCGCAUGUACGCUAACCCCAAGCACAUAUUUGGUGUUCCCCUCGACGUCCAGCUUGAGCGCGACCAGCGUGAGGUGCCGACGAUCCUGACCAAGUGCGCUGAGGCCGUCGAGUCGUUUGGCCUGCAGAACGAGGGCAUCUACAGGCAGUCCGGGCAGAGCUCGCAGGUGACCAAGCUGCGCAACGAGUUUGACCUGGACGCCGAGCAGGUCGAUCUGUGCUCUGGCUCGUGCGCCUCGGACAUUAACAACGCUGCCAGCGUACUCAAGAUGUACCUGCGCGAGCUUCCCGGUGGACUUAUUCCUCCAGCGCAGCGCAGCGCGAUGCUGGAGUAUUUCCCCUCGGAUGAGUUGGACGACGGACACAAUACGCAGGCGAAUUACAGUAGAGAUGAAGAUCUGGAGCUGGCGCAGAAGAUCAGUGGGCUGGCGGAUGCUAUUAGGUCGUUGCCACAGGCUUACAAAACCACGCUGGCAUUUCUGUUCACGCACUUGGAUAAAGUGCAGGCUUCCAGGAGUUCAAUAUGA
This is a messenger RNA of Kickxella alabastrina, 1662 nucleotides long. RefSeq lists its product as uncharacterized. The record is from RefSeq and is a predicted model, not a curated record. NCBI's taxonomy places the organism in Eukaryota, Fungi, Kickxellomycota, Kickxellomycetes, Kickxellales, Kickxellaceae. Gene Ontology annotation, biological process: regulation of GTPase activity; signal transduction. Gene Ontology annotation, cellular component: cytoplasm. The transcript is spliced from 3 exons. The coding region runs from base 1 to 1662 and encodes 553 amino acids.